Drosophila miranda is the source of this 5302-nucleotide messenger RNA. RefSeq names its product sodium bicarbonate cotransporter 3 (gene Ndae1). The record is from RefSeq and is a predicted model, not a curated record. The coding region runs from base 846 to 4541 and encodes 1231 amino acids. Gene Ontology annotation, biological process: regulation of intracellular pH; transmembrane transport; monoatomic anion transport. NCBI's taxonomy places the organism in Eukaryota, Metazoa, Arthropoda, Insecta, Diptera, Drosophilidae. Gene Ontology annotation, cellular component: plasma membrane. The transcript is spliced from 12 exons. Gene Ontology annotation, molecular function: solute:inorganic anion antiporter activity; sodium:bicarbonate symporter activity; monoatomic anion transmembrane transporter activity.
UUGUAGGUUCUCCUUUCUCGUGUGCGGACGUGUUUUCCUAUUCUUAUCGUGCGCUGCGCGGUAGCGGAGAGGGAAAACUGCAAAAAGGGAAAAUCUGCUUCCACGCGUAGAAAAGGGAAAACCUCGAGUACGGAACCCAAGCCAAUUAACCGAAUCAAUUUUUAAGCAAACUCUAGGGAAAAAUAAGUGAGAGUUAAGUUUGUGAGCAGCCCACAAGUGCAUUUAACUAGCCCAACAGUAAACCCCUAAGUAUCCGUAAAGCGAAAGAGUCCGCAAAUCUCUGAGUUAUAUUUAGAUAAAGUCGCUGUUUAUAUAGCCCGUAGUUAAUCAAAAAUGUGCUUAUCGGCCGAUGCUAAUGAGUCGGGGGUUCAGGUAAAUGGAGCUAACUGAUUGAGCAAAGAAAAAGGUGUGAAAGCAGCCUUAACAACAAUCACAGCAACAACAGCCCCUCAACCAUACAAAUCGAUAAAGAAUUUAAAAAUAAAUAUCCCAACGACGCUCCACGACGCUCUAUUGUUGCGGCGUAAUCAUAACGUGUAAUCCAUGCGAUUCGGUAACAAAACACUGCCAAAGUAAACCCCAGAACCACCGACUAAAAAGCACCUAUGGUCUAGGCAAGGACCAACCUCAAGAUAACCGAAAGCGAAACGUUAACGAGCAUUUAACAGGUCACUUAGAGGCAGUAGCAGUAGAAGUACAGCCACCAGUAACCAGUAAUCAGCCGCAGUAACUGGGUCAGUAGGCAGGACCCCGACUACACCGAUUGCCUGCCAAGCCACUCUCCAUCGAGGUCUUCAUCCUUCUUUUGCAUCCACCUUCUUUUCUCUUCAAAGAGACCCUGGACCAUGAACUCCUCGAGUGGUGACGAUGAGGCGCCCAAGGACCCGCGUACUGGAGGCGAGGACUUUACGCAACAAUUUACAGAGAACGAUUUCGAGGGACAUCGCGCACACACCGUCUAUGUGGGUGUUCAUGUGCCGGGAGGCAGACGCCAUUCCCAGCGCCGACGCAAGCACCAUCACAGCGGUCCUGGAGGUGCAGGUGGAGCUGGAGGCGGCGGUUCCGUCGGGGGCUCCGGCAGCAUGGGAGGUGCUGGUGGCGUCUCCAGCAAGGACAGCGGCAGUGAAAAGCAACAGGAAGUGGAACGUCCAGUAACACCGCCCGCACAACGUGUACAAUUUAUACUCGGCGAGGAUGUUGAUGUCGAUGGGACACAUGUAUCGCAUCCUUUGUUCUCGGAAAUGGGAAUGCUGGUGAAGGAGGGCGACGAGAUCGAGUGGAAGGAGACGGCGCGCUGGAUCAAGUUCGAGGAGGAUGUGGAGGAGGGCGGCAAUCGGUGGUCCAAGCCCCACGUGGCCACGCUCUCCCUGCACUCGCUGUUCGAGCUGCGGCGCCUGCUGGUCAACGGCACCGUCAUGCUCGACAUGGAGGCACCCAAUCUGGAGGUGAUGGCCGACCUGGUCUGCGACCAGAUGGUCAGUGCCGGCACCCUUCCCCCCGGCGUCAAGGACAAGGUCAAGGAUGCCCUGCUGCGUCGACACCGGCAUCAGCACGAGUAUGCCAAGAAGACACGGCUACCCAUCAUUCGGUCCCUGGCCGAUAUGCGCAACCAUUCGUCAUCGAAAAUGGAUGAACAGUCGGGCAACGCUUUAGGGGCCACCACGCCAAUAUCUCUACCGGCAAGUGAACCGGGACCGCCUGGCAGCAAUGGCAAUACGAGCUUAACCCCUGGCGGCGGCAUGGGGCGUUUUCUGACAGUGCCCGGAAAGCCCAGCAACAGAACGCUCGAGAAAAAAUCUAAUUCUAAAAACUUGCGACCCACACAAAACCUUCCGGUGAUCACAGAGGACAUGGUGAAGAGUCCCAGCAGCCAGUCGAUGGCACGUCCCAGCAGCGGAACGGAGCUCAACGAGCAGCAGCACAAGGGAAACACACACUUUAUGAGGAAGAUCCCUCCCGGUGCAGAGGCCAGUAAUAUUUUGGUUGGCGAAGUGGACUUUCUGGAGCGGACACUCUCCUGCUUCAUCCGCUUAAGCCAGGCAGCGCUCAUGGGCGAUCUGACAGAGGUGCCAGUGCCCACAAGAUUCAUCUUUAUUUUGCUUGGACCACCUGGUAGUCAGAGCAAUUUCCAUGAGAUUGGACGUGCCAUGGCCACCCUGAUGUCGGAUGAGAUCUUCCACGAGGUGGCCUAUCGGGCACGAAAGCGAGAGCAUCUGCUGGCCGGCGUUGACGAGUUCCUCGAUGCGGUCACCGUUUUGCCUCCUGGGGAAUGGGAUCCCACCAUUCGCAUUGAGCCGCCGGCGGCCAUACCCUCCCAGGAUGUCCGCAAGCGACCACCAGAGCUGCCAAAGGAGGAGAUCGACGAGGAGGAGGAAGAGGCGCGACUCAGAGAGGAGAAUGGUCUCUCACGAACAGGUCGUAUCUUUGGCGGUCUGAUAAACGAUGUGAAGCGAAAGAUCCCCUGGUACUGGAGCGAUUAUCGCGAUGCAUUUUCCAUGCAAUGCGUGGCAUCGUGGAUCUUCCUGUACUUCGCCUGCCUCUCGCCAAUCAUCACGUUCGGAGGCCUCUUGGCGGAGGCCACCGGCAAGAAUAUGGCAGCGAUGGAGAGUCUGGUGUCGGGGUUCGUCUGUGGCAUGGGCUAUGGCUUCUUUUCGGGUCAGCCGUUGACAAUAUUGGGUUCCACCGGUCCAGUACUGGUCUUUGAGUCAAUCAUCUAUGAGUUCUGCAUGAAAAUGGACUGGGACUAUAUGACAUUCCGGUUCUGGAUCGGCAUGUGGGUCGCCGGCAUUUGUAUCGUCCUGACCGCGAUAGAUGCCAGUGCUCUCGUCUGCUACAUAACCCGCUUCACCGAGGAGAACUUUGCCACCCUGAUUGCUUUCAUUUUCAUCUACAAGGCCAUCGAGAAUGUGGUUGUCAUCGGGAAGAAUUUCCCUGUGAAUCAAGGCAUAUACGAUUGUGUCUGCAUACCGCCGCCAGGCAGCAAUGCCAGUGUUGUGGAGUAUGCCAAAUACAACUGGGAUUAUUGUGAGCCGAACAAUGGAACUCUUGUUGGCGGCGACUGUGGUACUCCACCCACUGAGAAUGUCUUCCUUAUGUCGGUGGUUCUGUGCACCGGUACCUUCAUCAUCUCCACCAUUCUGAAGGACUUUAAGAACGCCCUGUUCUUCCCCUCGGCUGUGCGCCAGUACAUCAGUGACUUUUCCGUGCUGAUUGCCAUUUUUGCCAUGACAUUCUUCGACUACUCGUUGGGCGUGCCCACACAGAAGUUGGAGGUUCCUGCAGAACUGAAGCCCACGCUGGAUUCGAGGGGUUGGCUCAUUCCACCUUUCAGCGAACGGAAUCCCUGGUGGUCGCCGAUCAUUGCCGUGUUCCCCGCUCUACUGGGAACCAUUCUGAUCUUCAUGGAUCAGCAGAUUACAGCUGUAAUCGUCAAUCGCAAGGAGAACAAAUUGAAGAAGGGCUGUGGCUACCACUUGGAUCUGUUUGUUCUCUCAAUUCUUAUUGCCAUUUGCAGUGUGAUGGGUCUGCCAUGGUUCGUGGCGGCCACUGUUCUGAGCAUCAAUCAUGUAAAUUCCUUGAAACUUGAAUCGGAGUGCUCGGCCCCUGGCGAGAAGCCACAGUUCCUGGGUGUUCGCGAGCAGCGUGUGACACACAUCAUGAUCUUCCUAACGAUCGGUGUUUCGGUGCUGCUGACACCGCUGCUCGGUCACAUUCCCAUGCCGGUUCUGUUCGGUGUGUUCCUUUAUAUGGGCGUGGCCUCGCUCAAGGGUCUGCAGUUCUUUGAUCGCAUACUGAUCAUGUUCAUGCCAGCCAAAUACCAGCCAGAUUAUAUGUUCCUGCGACAGGUUCCCAUCAAGCGAGUUCACUUGUUCACCAUCAUACAGCUGGCCUGUCUGAUCAUACUCUGGCUAAUCAAAUCCUUCUCGCAGACGUCAAUUCUCUUCCCUCUCAUGCUGGUGGUGAUGAUCGGCAUACGCAAGGCCCUCGAUCUGGUCUUUACGCGUCGAGAGCUUAAAAUCCUCGACGAUAUUAUGCCGGAGAUGACGAAGCGAGCGGCCGCCGAUGAUCUGCAUCAAUUGGACGCUGAGGAUAAUCAUCAUCAGCAUCAGCAACCGCCCGGGGCGGGUACUGGCACAGGACCCAACUAUAAUCCGAAUAAUGCGGGUCCCACCACCAUACACAUUCCUCUCUCUGGCAGCAAGCCGGCAAGUGGUAAUGGAUCGGGCAUAAAUAUACCCCAAGAGGCGGUGAAUCGCACCACAGUCUGGCAGCAGAUCAACAAGGAUGGGAAUGGCAUAUCCGAGCAGCUCAUCAUACCAGUGACCGUCAAAGUUCGACAGAUCAAUGGAAAUCAUGCCUCAACAAAUGCCGCCCUCUCGCCGCGCCUAUCGCCCAUGCACGAGGCGGAUGAGACCGAAGUCACCAUCAAUACGUCGAAUCCAAGUCCACAGCAGCAGAUCAUCAACUGUAAGGAGGCGGCAGCCAAGCUUGAAGGAUCCACGGUCACCAGCCAGAAUCCAGCCAACAUAACACCCGUCUAAGGUCUACCUACCGAUCAGGAUCAGAUUUAUACCGAACAAAUGCACAAAACAUACACUCAAACACACAUCUACUCGUAUUGUAGUACAUACUUCUCAUAGAAAUACCAGUAUCAUAAUCUCUAAACAGAGUGGAAAGUCUUUCUCUGUACUUUCUAUUCAAUAUAUAGUAGUAGUUUUUUCACCACAAACAUUUUGGUAACGAUUUUUAGCUGUACCAAGGGCAAAGAAAAGCGACAAAAAUCAUUGGAUUUUUUUGCUCAGGUACAAGCUAUAGAAGUAUUAUUUAUAAAUAUGAUAAAUAUAGUAACCCAAACCAUUCCAAGUAUACACAUUUUUGAGGCGAUUUUUUAUAGAGACUAUGGUCAAUUCCAACAAAAACUGAUCGAGAAGAUCCCCGAGACUUCGGUUCCACCGAAGCAGAACCAUUUUCCUAUAUGUACUCCUCUUUUGGCUGGAUUCAUUCUGCGUUAUGGGGGGGUUGGAGUAGAGUUUUAUAAGCUGUGAUCUGAUGUGAAUUUUAGGGGGGGGAUUUUAGAAGAAAGCCACUCAUUUAGCCUCGCCAAGACGGAGAAAACAUUGUAUUAUAAUUUAUGCCUUAACCUAAGUUACAAAAAAUCACUACACAUCCCACACACAUCCAUGACUAUACCUAUAUAAAAUAUAACUAUAAAUAUUGAAUAAAAAUUAAUGUGGAAAAUACACCAAUUACCACAAGAAGCAAAAACAGCGAAACCGAAACCGAAAUAAAAUCCGAAACCCAA